CUCGGGAAGUGUGUCUAUGGAAGUCUUUGACGAACGUUGUUGUAUGUAGAAAAGUUGUAUUUUCGUACUGUCAUCUGUAUACGUUUUGUUUACGAUAUGGGACCGAGGACUACUGUAGUGGACUUGUCGGUCCGCGAAGUUUUCAAUAAUGCUCAGUUUAGCACGAGAAAUCAUCAAACUUUGGCGAAGACACUUAUACAGAAGUACAAUGAUGAAGGGGAGACCUUCUGUCAAGAAUUUCUUCAGUGUCUGAAGAUAAUACUAGUCCAGGAUGAGAAGUCACCAGUUGUUGAACGUUCAGUGGAUUUCGUUGCAACGUUUUGUGCAGCAAUGAAUGAUGAUGGCGAAGAAGAAAUGAACGAUUUACUGAAAAUUGUAUUCAACUUCAUGCUAGAGCAUCAUGAGGCAAAGAACCAAGCUGUACGUUACAGAAUCUGUCAGAUGAUUGACAAGAUUAUGAAUCGAUUAGGCCAAGCUGAGCUGGAUGUCAAUAUUUGUGAGAAAAUAACGGAGUGUAUGCUGCAGCGCUUACUGGAUAAAGUACCAUCAGUGAGAGCAGAAGCAGUUAAAGCACUUUAUCGCCUGCAGGAACCUGAAGAUCAAGACUGUCCAAUAAUAAGAGCCUUCUUGUUCCACAUGGGGAGGGAUCCAAGUGCUGAUGUACGGACAAAUGUGGUUCGAAUUAUUGCACUGAACCAGGUCACAGUCCCUCACAUUAUUAAAAGAAUACUUGAUAUACGUGAGACUGUGCGUUGUGCUGCUUAUAAAACAUUGUCUCGUAUAAAUCUUCGAUCAUUUAGUAUUGGUCAGCGUGAACUACUGUUAAACCAAGGCCUUCGUGACCGUUUUGAUAAAGUGAAAGCUUGUGUGGUUAAAGAACUGCUGAAUACUUGGUUUACAAGUACAAACAAAAAUUUUAUUGAAUUUCUUACUGUACUUGAUGUUGAGACCUCAACUGAAACAUGUACCCUUGCACUUAAUGUUCUUUUUGAACAUCAGCCACUGACAGAUGUCAUUAGUGGAGUGCCUGUGGACAGUGUUACCCACCUUAUCCCACAUGACAAACUAAACCCAGCAGUUUCAUUUUAUUGGCGUAGUGUGGCAGUUCACUUGCACAAUAAUGCUGCUGAAGACCUAGAGAAAAUUGUUCCAGAACUGACUCAUUAUUGUUCAUACAUAGCAAGCCUUAUGAAGAGCAAGGAAAGGGAUCAGUGGGAAGAUCACGAAAAAGAAUUUAUUUUGAAACAACUUCUGGAAAUUAUACCUAUCUUUGAUCUUUCAGAUGAGGCAGGCAGGGCUAACCUCAGGCAGCUUUUGUUAGAUCUGCUCCUCAAUGACGACGUUCAGGUGCCACUUGUACCAGUUAUUGUAUCACUACUGUGUAAUGCAAUCCCUGAUACAUUUAUCAGACUUCAGACAUUGGCUGAGAUUGUCUCAGAAAUGCAUGAACCUCUUACAGUUGUUUGUUCAGAAAUGUCAGUAGAAGAAAAACGGAAGAUAGAAAUAAAAAGAGCAGAACUGUGUGUUAAACUUUAUGAGCAACGGGAAAUUCAAGAAGAGGCAAUCAAGAGACAGGAUUUCAUGGAAGCUGAAGCUAUGAAACCAGAGAUUCAGGCAUUAGAGAAAAGAAUAGCUGAACUUACAUCACAACCUGAUGUACUGACCCAAGAGGUACGCCAAGUGAAAAAUGAUCCUUUGACACUCACAAAGUGUUUAACAAUUGUGUCAGAAAUGAUGCAGUCUCCAGAUGUAACUGGCCUGACACCACAGCUACGCAGUCUGCUGGACAAUUUUGUUUUAAACAAUUUAGAGGUACCAGAUGUGGAAGUCCUGAAUGCAAGGAUUCGUACUUUGGCUUUAUAUUCUCUAUGGGAUGUAGAACUUGCUAAAAAGUACAUGAAUCUCUUCAUGUUUUAUUUCAAUUUGGAGGUUCAGGAAAAUGAAGAAAUCUACCUAACAGUCAUCAAAGCCAUUUUUGAUUUGUUCGUUGUGCAUGGAAUAAAUACUUUCCAAGUGGAUACAGAGAUAGCUGACGUCAGAUUGAAGACAGUUAAAAGAGGAGCUUUCAAGACGAACACUUCAGUUUUAGACAGCACAAGUAUUCUCGAUACUACUGCAGCAGCUGUAUCCAGUGGAGAUUUUAUAAUUGGUAAUGAAUCCUGUCGCAGCUUGCUCUCAAAGUUAUGCAGUUUGCUGAACAGCACAGUUGGAGAAGUACGCAGAGUUACAGCGGAAGGUUUAUGCAAGCUUCUGCUCACGGGCAGAAUAGCAUCUAGCAGGGUUCUAACUCACCUUCUCUUGGUGUGGUUUAAUCCUGUCACUGAACAUGAUCCAGCUGUACGCCAGAUGUUGGGGUGCUUUCUAGAAAUGUUUACCUCACAUGUUCCUGAAGCAGCAGAAUUGCUAGAGGAAGCAUUUUUACCAGUUCUUAAAGUAAUUCUAGAUGCACCAGAGGAUAGUCCCUUAGCUGAAGUAGAUGAAAAUGAGGUGGUGUCACUUCUUAUAAACAUUAUGAAGUCUAAAGGACAGGCCAAUGUACACAACAGCUUGGCGGUGAGACUGUGUACUGAAAUCUUAAAACAUCCUGAAAACUAUUAUAACAAAGUUUACCUUAAGACACUUGUCAACCUUUCAUUGUCCUUGAAUGAUGUUCUUCGUGAAGAUUUGAAGAACCUUGCUGAACAGAUGCAUAAGGUUGUUCUUGAGAAGUCACUAAUAAAUUAUGUGAAGAAGUUUGAGCAAAUUUUGGAAAGAGGUCCUGACUCCCAAUCAAAAUUGACUGGUGGUGAAGUAAAUGGAAACAUGGAACACCCACAAGGCAAUGAUCUUCUCUCACUCAGUGGUGGCUCAGAUGGUGAAAUGAGUGAGGAAGAGGGAAAAAGACGCACUGCAGAUGCCACUACAAACAGAAAAAAGAAAACUAGGAAAACACAGAGUUCACCCCUAGAAAUUGCAAUAAGAGAUGCAAGACGAGCCUUGAGUCUUGAUAGUGAAGAUGGAGACUUCAUCGCUGAAAGGGAGAUAGAUAGUGAAUGUAAUCUGCCUGUUGUUCAUGAGGAAUUGUUGACAGAAAAUCAAAACAACAUUUCUCCAGAAGUAAUUUCGCCACAAGUCGCAGAAGAAAAUGUCGUAGCUGAUCAUCCUGAGGGUGGUAAUGAAACUGAAGCUAGCAAGAAAAGCAAAACCCUAAGCAAAAAAAAUGUUUCACAGCAACAACGGAAGAAAACCUUGGAAUCUAAUCUUUCUGAUGUCAAUGGACAGAAAGUCACUGGAAGAGAAACCAGAGCUAGCAAACUAAAAUCAUUGGAGACUCCAACAGCACCUGUCACUAAACCACAAAGGGGAAGAGGUCGAAAAGCUGCAGCUAAUUCAAGAUCAGUAGCUAUGAUGUCUGUACCCAGGAAAGUACGUACAAGGAAUACUGUGUGUGAGCAGACACCUCAGCAGGAGCCCCCUUCACCAAACCCAGAUGAAAGCAUAGCCAAGAGCAGACCGAGAAGAAAUGUCAAGGUAUCUGUACUUCAGACCUUCGAUGACUCUACUGAUGAAUCACUAGCUACUCCAGAUUCAGACAAGAAGAACGUAGUUAUCUCAGAGACAUCUGAUUCGGAAUUCUCCUGCAGUGAUGGUGAUGAUGACGCAAGUGAUUCAGACGAGUUCACGAUGCAGAAAACAACAAGAUCAAAGAAACAGUCUAAAGUGGACCGGGAAGUUCAGAAAGUGCAAGAAAAAUUCAAGAAAUUGGGGAAGUGAUUUGAUGACGAGCUAAUUAAGAAGCAUAUCCCAUUUUAUUACAGAUUUUUCAUUAAAAAUAUUUAAUGAAUCGACAUUAUUUUAAGGAGCCAAUGAUUUGCAGCUUUUAUAUUUGACUGGAACUUGUAGUUUAAACAAACUGAUGUACAGCUAUUGUGGCACAUCAUGAUUGUUCAAAAGUGUUUGAUUAAUGUUUUCUAUUUGCAGCAUUUUCUAAAUGUAAAAU
This is a messenger RNA of Schistocerca americana (American grasshopper), 3979 nucleotides long. It is a transcript of the gene Cap-G, whose product is annotated as condensin complex subunit 3. The transcript is spliced from 24 exons. Gene Ontology annotation, cellular component: cytoplasm; condensed chromosome; condensin complex. The record is from RefSeq and is a predicted model, not a curated record. Gene Ontology annotation, biological process: mitotic chromosome condensation. NCBI's taxonomy places the organism in Eukaryota, Metazoa, Arthropoda, Insecta, Orthoptera, Acrididae. Bases 97 to 3753 code for a protein of 1218 amino acids.